Molecule: messenger RNA, 3798 nt
Organism: Vitis riparia (riverbank grape)
Lineage: Eukaryota; Viridiplantae; Streptophyta; Magnoliopsida; Vitales; Vitaceae
Exons: 5
Coding region: 226-3660 (1144 amino acids)
Biological process (GO): DNA-templated transcription
Cellular component (GO): nucleus
Source: RefSeq, a predicted model, not a curated record
GCCAUCGUCCGAUUCCAGACUCAGACUCCAACCCUAAUCUCAGACACAGCCGACUCGCUUCUUCUUCAUUUUUCCCUGCAUUCUCCGCCGCUGUCUUCCACCGCCUCCGAUCAGUGAUGAUUGAACAUACUACUGCCUAUGUGAAUUUAGUUUACUAAGUUGAGGAGCUCCUUGGAGGUCCAUAUUGCAGUUGUAUUUGCAUAUGUUUUAUGGUGCUAGCUCAACAUGUCCAACAAUCUUGUAUCAGAGCAGUUAUCACUACCAAACCAGCAAAUGGCACAGCUGGAACCCACUUCCAACAACUUGGACUCGUCAAUGCCCAACAUGCAAAUGGGACAAAUCAGAACCUUGCCCAAUGACCAUGGAUUACAGCAUCUGUCAGUAUCAAGCAAGCAAAUGGAACUGUUGGAGCCCAUAUCUUGUACUCAUAUGCCUCCAAUGAUACCUGUAUCAAGUAAGCAACUGGGGCAGAUGGAACCAAGAGCUAAUAAUCUGGUGGCACAACAGUCUUUAAUGCCAAACAGGCAACUGGAAGUGGUGGAUUCAAAUUUGAAUAAUUUUGGAUUACAGCAGUCUUCAACACCCAAUAAACGGAAGGUACCAAUGGAACCUAUAUCUAAUAGUCCUGGAGCACAGCAGAUAUCAAUGCCUAACAAGCGGGUGGCACAAAUGGAGCAUAGACCAUGGUUACAGCAAUUAUUUGUUCCCAAUAAAAAAAUACCAGUGCAGGUUGCACCCAACACUCCAGGUUCACAGCAUUUAACAGUACCGAAUAAGAAAAUGGUGCGUACAGAUUCCAUGUCUCGUAAAUCUGCCUCUCAGCAAGUAGUAACUCCAAAAGGUCAAACCACCCAGAUGCAACCAUCUCCCAAGGUUCGAUCGGAGUCAUUUGAAUCUGUGAGGACUAAGCUGAGGGAAUCAUUAGCUGAUGCAUUGGCCUUGGUUUACCAGCAGCAAGAUAAACCUCCACAUAUGGAAAAGAAUUCUAAAAAUGAGGCUACAAAUACGAGCAUUCCAAGGCAGUCACAGGAGGACUCUGAGCCUGCUGAAUCUGCUUCUACUGCUGUUAAUAUUGUUGACCAGGUUUCUGAAAAGCCUAGUGGGACUUUGCCAUCCAAAGAAGAUUGUUCUGCUCAGAAGUGCAAUGAUGGUCAAAGUGCUUCCCAGGAGACUCUUACUAAUGAAAACAAUGGGGAUUAUGCACAGAACUGGAAGUAUGACAGGCAAGAAUUCCAAUUGAAUACUGUGUUGCCUGAUGCGGAAAGUUCUUUUAGUGACAACUUCUUUGUCAAAGAUGAGCUUCUGCAGGGAAAUGGGCUCUCUUGGGCACUGGAUCUAGACACGGAGGUUCCAGAACCAAAGGAAAUUUCCACUGCCAAAAAUGAAAAUUUGGAUGGUAAAGAGGUUGUAAAUGAGGGGCAAAAAACAGUUCAAUCUCCACAAACUUUGGCAUUUGAAAUUGAAGCAGAACUCUUUAAAUUAUUUGGAGGUGUGAAUAAGAAAUAUAAAGAAAAGGGUAGGUCUCUUUUGUUCAAUCUAAAAGAUCGUAAUAAUCCAGAACUGAGAGAAAGAGUUGUGGCUGGUGAAAUUUCCCCAGAACGGUUAUGUUCUAUGACUGCAGAGGAACUUGCUUCGAAAGAGCUGUCUGAGUGGCGAAUAGCAAAAGCAGAAGAGCUUGCCCAAAUGGUAGUUUUGCCUGACUCAGAAGUAGAUAUCAGGCGAUUAGUGAGGAAAACACAUAAGGGUGAGUUCCAAGUAGAGUUUGAGCAGGAUGAUGGUGCCUCAGUGGAGGUUUCUGUUGGAACAAGUUCACUUACUCGAGUCAGACCAAGAACCAAAGAGAAGGAAGCUCGUCGUCCCUCUGAACCCGAUGGAACUAAAAGCAAAACAAAUCUUAUAGAGGAAAAAGGUAGUUUAGAUCAGCAGGAUAGUCCUUGUAGCCUUACUAUUCUUCCAAAUGAAGACCCUGAUUUGAUGCAAGGGCUGAUGGGGGAUGAAUUUAAGGAUGAAGAAUUUCUUCCUCCAAUUGUCUCUCUGGAUGAAUUCAUGCAGUCUCUUGACUCUGAGCCACCAUUUGAAAAUUUACCGGUGGAUGCUGAGAAAGUGACACCUGCCUCGGGCAAGGACAACUCAGGGGUUAAUGUAUCUCCAAAGGGCCCUGAUAGUACACUAAACAAGCCUGAUAAAAUGCAUGAAAAAGAUGCAAAAUCUGAUGCUAAUGAGAAACCUAAUGAUGGUCACGUACAAUCAGAAACCUCCCUGCCAGGUGGUACAUCUAAGAGUAAUGAGAAAUCAAGUCACGUUCAUAUGCAAUCAGAAAGUGCCCCUCAUGUUGACCAAAAGAAGGGUGAUUAUGUCUGGGAAGGCUUACUUCAGUUGAAUGUCUCAUCCAUGGCCACAGUUGUUUGUUUCUUUAAAAGUGGUGAAAAAGCAUCUACAAAAGAGUGGCCUGGUUUUCUUGAGAUCAAGGGAAGAGUCAGACUUGAUGCAUUUGAGAAGUUCCUCCAAGAGCUUCCUAUGUCUCGAAGUCGUGCCACCAUGGUUGUCCGUUUUGCUUGGAAGGAGGGAUCCUCAGAGGAUGGGCGUGCAAACCUUUGCGAGGUGGCUGAUUCAUAUGUUUUGGAUGAGAGAGUGGGGUUUGCUGAGCCAGCACCUGGCAUGGAACUCUACUUUUGCCCACCUCACACAAGAACUCUGGAAAUGAUCAGCAAACACCUUUACAAGGACCAGACUGAGACACUUAAUUCUACUGAUAAUGGCCUAAUUGGUGUUGUUGUAUGGAGAAAAGCUCAAUUAACUUCAACAAUAUCACCAAACUCAUCUUCACUGCAUAAACACGGCACAAAGAAACAACACUUUUCAACUAGGAGACACCAUGAAAAAGAUGCUAAUAUGAACUCCAAUUUCACAUCCAAGCCCUCACUCCCUCUGGGCUCUGCUCCCAACAUACCAGAACCCUCAACCGAUGAUGAUGAUGACAUUCCUCCUGGGUUUGGCCCUGCGGCUUCCCGGGAUGAAGAUGACCUGCCUGAAUUCCAAUUUUCGGGUGGCUCAAACUCAUCAACUGCGCCUUUCUCUGCCCGAACCACCCCUGGGGGCCCAGGAGUGGCCCCCUUUAAUCAGCCUCCCCAUAACCCGCCCCGCCCUGUAGAACAGAUGAGACAGCUGAUCCAAAAAUAUGGGCAAAGUGGAGCCCAACCAAGUUCAGGGAACUGGCGAGACAAAGGCAGAAUAAUAGGGCAUGUGACUCAGCCAUGGGCUGAUGAUGACGACGAUGAUAUACCAGAAUGGCAGCCACAAGCCCCCCAACAGCAGCUCCAUCCCCCACAACCUACACCUCCAGUUUAUGGCUUUCAGGCGCAGCCGGUGCUGCCCACCCAUAUGCAACAGCAUUUGGGAGCAGCACAGCCCCAGCAGCCACUGGGACCUUUACCAACCCCUCUGUCAAUGACUCUGCAGUCCCUGCAAUCAUCAGUGAAUCUGGUACAAGCCCCACAAAACCCUCCUACCCCUUCAUGGCAGCAGCAGCAGCAGCAGGGUUCUUGGUGGGUUCCCCCAUCUGGUCCCCAAGGCCUUCCCUCUGUCCAGGGAAAUGCUCCUUAUCCCGGGCAGACCGGGAUAAACUGGAGGCAGGAUGUACCUAGAAGCAGAGGGUUUUAAGUUGAUGUUUUGUAAAUCCUUAACUUGUUUCCCUCUAGAAAUGUUCAGUUCUGUACCCAUAAAUCUCUGUACAUGGUUGCUUUAGUUGUCACAGUUUUUGAACUAGUUUAACAAAAAAACUAAGUUUUAGUUUAAUUU